Messenger RNA from Tachysurus vachellii, 2165 nucleotides. Its product is annotated as butyrophilin subfamily 2 member A2-like. NCBI's taxonomy places the organism in Eukaryota, Metazoa, Chordata, Actinopteri, Siluriformes, Bagridae. The record is from RefSeq and is a predicted model, not a curated record. The transcript has 8 exons. Gene Ontology annotation, molecular function: protein binding. The coding region runs from base 350 to 1879 and encodes 509 amino acids.
UCUUCUCGUUCGCUUCAAAGAAUCGUCUCUUAGAGCCGACUCGUUCGCGACCGACACAUCACUACCGCACAUACACACACACUUAAAAUUAAACACAUUAAACCAUAUAAAGACUUUUUUUUUUUUUAUAAAACACAGACGUAUCGAUAUUGCAUUCGGUUCUUAAACGACUCCUAUGGUACAAAAAUAAUAAUAAAACGCGCCAUUAUCUAGAAGAGCACAUUUCGAAAGUGAAAUCAACAGAGGGACCAAAACAGAGAAAUCCGUGGUCUUUUUUUUUUUUUAAAUCUUCAAUAAAUUCAGGGUUAUAAUAAUCAGCACGAGCUGAGCUGAAGACAGUGUGGACAAAAUGAAGGAAACGUUGUUGUAUUCCAUCGUCGCGUUUCUCUGCUUGAGGUGCAUAAAGGCUUCAGAACCUUUUGUUGUAAACUGUUCUGAGACUGUAAUCAUGGGGAAAUAUGGAUUCUCUGUGGUUCUCCCAUGUUGGCUCACCCCUAAGACUGAUGCAGAAUCUUUGGAGAUUCGUUGGUACCGCCCCGACCAGUUCAGAAAUCCGAUAUUACUUUACCAAAACCAUAAAGUCGUUGCAGAUUUUCAAGAGAAUUACAAGAAUCGGAGUUCGUUGACCUUGAGCAGCCCUCAGUCUACUGGACUGAAACAGGGAGAUGUCUCCUUGAAGUUGGACAACCUUGCCUUGUCUGAUAUUGGGAUUUUUCACUGCUACGUGAGCGGAGACAAAUCAUACGAUAGCAAAACUGUGACGCUCAGUUUAACUGCUCUAGGCUCUCUGCCUCUCCUCUCUCUGGAGCACCAUCAGAACUCUGUGAACCUUAGCUGUACUUCCUCUGGAUGGUAUCCUCAACCGAGGCUCUUGUGGAAAUUUACCAAUAAAGGCGAUGUUCUUUCUGAGCUUCAAUCCCCCAUAUACACUAAACAAGAGAAUGGCCUGUUUUUCAUUUCUAGCUGGGUCCUCCUGUCGUCUUCUGUCUCUAACAGCAUCAGCUGUUCUGUCGCUUUGUCAGAAGAGAAUAGGGAAGUGAGUGUUGAUUUAGGGCCACGCCUGUCAGUUCAGAAUAGUGGAUUGUGGAAGAUUCUUUUCACUGUGGCAUUGUUAUCUGUAUUGGCUCUGAUCGGCAUUGGCCUCUUCCUCUACAAAAAAUACAAUGGAUACCAGCUGGUUAAAAGAGGUAACAUGCCAAAUGAAUGUCAGAUGUCAGAUGAACAACCACAACAUUCCAAGGACCAAAAACUGGUAAUUGGUCAACCUACAAUCAUGGAGGACUUAAGGAAAGCAAACGUGACCAUCAGGUUCGAUGAGGAGAAUUGUAACAAAGACUACCUAAGAUUUAACCCUCAAGGUGAUACAGUGAGAGAUUUUGGUGCUGCUGCUGAUGAGUAUAAAGGACGCGGUUUUCCUUAUGGUUUAUGUGUACGUGGAAGAGAGAGAUUCUGUUCCGGUCGUGUAUAUUGGGAAGUUAGAUUAAAACUAGCAAAUGUCCCACCCAAGAAGUCAUGGCUGAUUGGAGUCGCCAAAGCUUCGUAUACCUUAAGUGAUGAAAAGAGUUAUUUUACUCCUUCAAAUGGGUUUUGGUUUUUGUGCUUAGACCCAGAAAAUGGCCUCCAUGUUAACACUGAACCAGAAAUCUCACCUACGGAGAACACAACACUAGAAUCUGUUGGAGUUUUGCUUGAUUUUGACAAAAGAGAGCUUUCAUUUUACAACGCUACAGACGGCGUGCAUCUCCUUACAAUGAAAACCGAUUUCAAAGAGGAUGUUGUGCCUCUAUUUAAUCCAGGAAUAGGCGAUAAUGCUCCACUACAAAUAAUCAACCCACAGGUUAAAACUCAAAAUGAGGCUGAAGUGAAUGCUAGUGUUUAGACUGUAGCUAUGUAUCAGUGGUGGAAAUGUUUGUCAUUUAUGUGAACAUAUUUUGAAAACACUUCAGGUAUUGAUUUUUUAAGAUAGAUUACGAAGUUAGAAAAAAGCAUAUGAUAUAAUCAUGUAGUCAUUGUAUUUGCUGUAUGGUAUUUGUAGGGGAGACCAGGGACAGUUGUAACAGGGGACGGUUGUAACACCUUGAAUCAGAAACAACCUAGAGUGAUGACACUCACUGUGCACAUGCUCAAUUAGUUUCUACACAAUAAAUAAUUUUCUUGCAUUAUAA